Messenger RNA from Vicia villosa (hairy vetch), 1870 nucleotides. RefSeq names its product phenylalanine--tRNA ligase alpha subunit, cytoplasmic-like. Gene Ontology annotation, cellular component: phenylalanine-tRNA ligase complex; cytoplasm; cytosol. Gene Ontology annotation, molecular function: phenylalanine-tRNA ligase activity; tRNA binding; ATP binding. Gene Ontology annotation, biological process: phenylalanyl-tRNA aminoacylation. The transcript is spliced from 18 exons. The coding region runs from base 131 to 1597 and encodes 488 amino acids. Lineage: Eukaryota; Viridiplantae; Streptophyta; Magnoliopsida; Fabales; Fabaceae. The record is from RefSeq and is a predicted model, not a curated record.
CGGGUUGAUUUUUAACCCGUAACAUUCAAAUUGGGCUAGCCCAAAUAAAACAUAUCAGUUACUACCAUCGUGCACCUUUUGGUAUUGAGAUUAGAAGACACUGUUCUGUGCGGCGGCGCUUAGUUUAACAAUGGCGGAAGAAGCAGUUCUCGGCUACCUGGAAAACAACGAGGAGAUUAGAGAUUCCGGUGAAUUUGCAUCCGAACGCGGCAUUGACCAUAAUGAAAUGGUCAACAUCAUCAAGAGUCUCCAUGGGUUCAGAUACGUUGAUGCUGAGGAUAUUAAGAGGGAGACAUGGAUUUUAACCGAUGAAGGGAACAGUUACACUACUCUUGGAUCCCCUGAAGCUCAACUAAUUUCUGCUAUUCCGCCGGAAGGUAUCUCCAGAGAAGAACUUCAGAAAAAGCUGGGUCCUUCGGUUUUCAAGAUUGGUUGUGCUCAGGCGGCGAAGAAUAAGUGGGUUGAGAUGGGAAAACAACUUAUAUCUAAGAAGGUACAACAUGUGGAAGACAAAGUCAAAAACUUGCUUCUUCAAAUACAACAAGGACAGAGCAUUGGUCCUGAUGAUAUCAAAGCACUCAAAGCAAGAAAGCUCAUUGUACCACAGACAUGGAAGGGUUACUCGGUGAAAAAGGGUCCUAACUAUGCUCCAAAAAGAAAAAAGGUUGUCACUGAUUUAACUCGAGAUAAUUUUCAGAGUGGCGAGUGGAAGGAAAUAGAAUUCAAAGAGUACAAUUACAGUGCUAAAGGCCAACCUCUUGAAGGUGGCAGUCUUCAUCCACUGUUAAAGGUCCGGUGUCAAAUAAAACAGAUCUUCCACUGUAUGGGGUUUGAAGAGAUGCCCACAAAUAAUUAUGUUGAGAGCAGCUUCUGGAACUUUGAUUCCUUGUUCCAGCCCCAACAACAUCCAGCCCGUGAUUCUCAUGACACAUUCUUUUUGGAAGCUCCUUCAACAACAAAGAAACUUCCUGAAGAUUAUGUUCAGAGAGUAAAGCAAGUUCAUGAAUUUGGUGGUUAUGAGUCUAGAGGAUAUACAUACGACUGGAAAAGAGAGGAAGCAAAUAAAAACCUUCUGAGGACCCACACAACUGCUGUUUCUUCCAGGAUGCUUUACAAGCUGGCACAGAAACCAUUUGUUCCAAAAAAAUAUUUCUCUAUAGAUCGUGUCUUCCGGAAUGAAGCGGUGGACCGAACACAUCUUGCCGAGUUCCACCAGAUAGAAGGCCUUGUAUGCGAUCGAGGACUCACUCUCUGUGACUUAAUAGGAGUUCUACAUGACUUCUUCUCACGCUUAGGCAUGACCAAGCUGAAAUUCAAGCCUGCUUACAAUCCUUACACAGAACCUAGCAUGGAGAUUUUCAGUUAUCAUGAAGGCUUUAAAAAAUGGGUAGAGGUAGGAAACUCUGGCAUGUUCAGACCUGAAAUGUUGCGGCCGAUGGGGCUUCCUGAAGAUGUCCAAGUUAUUGCAUGGGGCCUUUCUCUUGAAAGGCCAACAAUGAUUAUGUAUGGAAUAGAUAACAUCAGGGAUCUCUUUGGACACAAGGUGGAUCUUGGCCUCAUUAAGAAAAACUCAAUAUGUCGACUUGGGAUUGAAUGAAGUGAGCAUUCACUUUUGAUAGAUUUCUUGUCCAUAAUAUUUGUUGCAUGUGGAUUAGUUCGAUUUAUGUACGAAGAAUUUUGAUUGUUGUAAUAGCAUUUUUCUUUUGGUUGGGAAAUAUUUAUGACAUGGGAAAGUUACUCCUUUGUAAUUUCUUUUGGUGUGGAAAAAUUAUGAUAGUGAAUAGGAAAGACAUUCCCAGCUGUGGUGUGGUGAUAGAUUUUUAUUCCUUCCAUGAAACCGGUGCUUGAUUGCAUUGCUAUUCAUCUGUUC